This is a messenger RNA of Rhagoletis zephyria (snowberry fruit fly), 950 nucleotides long. Its product is annotated as chondroitin sulfate proteoglycan 4-like. The record is from RefSeq and is a predicted model, not a curated record. NCBI's taxonomy places the organism in Eukaryota, Metazoa, Arthropoda, Insecta, Diptera, Tephritidae. Gene Ontology annotation, biological process: anatomical structure morphogenesis.
AGAGCAUCUUCUUUGGUGGCGUGCAGGAGGAUAUGCGCAGGCGUUUGCUAAAUAAGGGAUUGCUUGUGAACGAUCUUAGCUUCAAAGGUUGCAUGCGUGGUCUGCAGGUGAAUAAUCAAGACUUGGGCUUUCCACAAAUGAAGGUCUCACAUCAUCUGUCCGUGAAUUGCGUUUGGAAAUAUCCUUGCGUAGAACAUAAGCCAUGCUUGAAGAGCGGCAUCUGCAAUCAGUAUGGCGUGGACGAAUUCAUCUGCUAUUGCGAUCAGUCGUAUUGCAUUAAGGCCGACUAUCAAGGACCCUUCAAGAUCUUCACCGAAACGAGCCCGGAGCUGGAGUUGCUCUACGUUUCACCCAUGCAACUGCUCGAAGGCGGCAUCGUCUUCUUGUCGCCACACUUCAUUGACGUGCUUAUUGAUAUGCGUAAAUAUCCCAGCCUCAGCGAUACUUCCAUUGUGUUCCACGUCGUUCAGCAGCCCAAAUAUGGCCAACUGUUGCAAUUCUCAGUGGAGAAAAAUAAUUUUGUGCAGUGUCGCACAUUUAGCCUUGUAGAUCUCUCUACAGACAAAGUGAAAUAUGCGCACAAUGGCAUGGAGAACUUCAACGAUCAUGCCACUCUAGAUAUGCAGGUAUAUGGCGACAUACACAAGGUGCCAGAGAAUAUUCUCGGCAAACAUCGCUUUCUCUUGCACGCCAAUGUAACGCCCAUAAAUGAUCCGCCACAGCUGCAGAUACCGAUCAACAAGAUUUUGCGCGUCAUCGAAGGCAUCGAGCGUGUACUGGAUGUGGAUUUGUUCAAUAUUGAUGACCCCGAUAGCCCGACGAGCGCUUUAAUCUAUACAAUACUGCCAUCCACGAAUCCCGCCGANAAUCCCGCCGAAGCUUUUGGCCGUUUCCUUGUCAAUGGCAUAGGCACUAUGACUUUCUCGCAAGCGGAUGUCAAUUUGGGCAAA